This is a messenger RNA of Brassica napus (rape), 2129 nucleotides long. RefSeq names its product kinesin-like protein KIN-4C. Gene Ontology annotation, molecular function: microtubule binding; microtubule motor activity; ATP binding. Gene Ontology annotation, biological process: microtubule-based movement; mitotic spindle organization. NCBI's taxonomy places the organism in Eukaryota, Viridiplantae, Streptophyta, Magnoliopsida, Brassicales, Brassicaceae. The transcript is spliced from 8 exons. The record is from RefSeq and is a predicted model, not a curated record. Bases 92 to 1906 code for a protein of 604 amino acids.
UACAAGCACAGGGUUAUAGUCUUAGUGCUCAUUUCAUUUGGCUUUUUUUUUUUGCUGUUUUGAACAGGUUCACAUAGGAUCUCAUACUUUUAUGUAUGAUUUUGUAUUUGGAAACGCUGGCUUACCUUCUUCUCAGAUCUACCACCGCUGCGUUGCUCCUCUUGUGGAAGAUCUCUUCAAAGGGUACAACGCAACAGUUCUUGCUUACGGCCAGACUGCUUCAGGAAAAACAUACACCAUGGGCAUGGGUACUAACUUUGGAACAAGUGACGGCAUUAUACCAAAAGUGAUGGAAGAUGUAUUUACUAGAGUGGAGGCAGUCAAAUCUCAGAUACGAGUAUCUUUUCUUGAGAUUUAUAAUGAAGAGAUUUACGAUUUGCUUGCCUCAAACCCGUCAAGAGCUCCAAUUAUAAUCAGAGAAACUGCUAGUGGAGAGAUAACUUUGCAAGGCGUUACUGAGGUAGAAGUGAAGACUAGAGAGGAUAUGAGCUCGUAUCUAGCACGAGGCUCUUUCACUCGUGCUACUGGCAGCACAAACAUGAAUAUAAAAUCAAGCCGUUCACAUGCUGUCUUCACAAUAUCUCUGCAAAUCACAAGAGCUGAAGAAAUAUUGUGUGCAAAGCUUCGUCUAGUAGACUUAGCAGGGUCAGAGCGUGCCAACCGAACAGGAGCUGACGGGAUGCGUUUAAAAGAAGGGCGCCACAUCAACAGUAGUCUUCUAGCGCUGAGGAAUGUGAUCACUAUACUAGGAGAUGAGAGAAAGAGAAAGAAAGGAGUUCACAUUCCUUACCGUGUUAGCAAGUUAACUCGCUUGCUUCAGGAUUCUCUUGGAGGCAAUAGCAAAACCGUGAUUAUUGCUUGUGUAAGUCCAGCAAUUUCAGAUGUUGAGGAGACACUGAAUACGCUGAGGUAUGCAAAUUGUGCUAGAAGUAUUAAGAACAAAGCAGUGGUACAGAAGCAGAAGACGUCUGCACCAUCCUUUAUGUUCAAGGAGCUCACACCAUCAAAAUCGGAGGCAAAAAACAAAGCAGUGGUACAUGAGCAUAAGCCGUAUGUACCAUCAUUUGACUAUGAUGCUAUGUUCAAGGAGCUCACACCAUCGAAAUCGGAGUCUUUGCCGGUCUAUGACAAGCCUGUGUAUGAUAAAGAGGAUGUGUUCCAAGCUUUCUCUGAGCUUAAGAUCCCAUGGACUUCUCAAGCUGCUAGGUUUGAUGAUCUUUUCGCCUCCACCUCAUCACGUUCAGAGCUGAGGAAACCGGUCUAUGACAAGCCUGUGUAUGAUGAGGAUGUCUUUGAAGCUAUCACUGAGCUUCAGUACAAUGAGGAUGUUUUUGAAGCUAUCCCUGAGCUUCAGUGCGAUGAGGAUGACUUUGAAGCUAUCUCUGAGCUUCAAAUCCCAUCUACUUCUCAACCAGAUGAUGUUUCUUCCUCGUCACCUUCAGAGCUCAUAAAACAUAACACUUCUUCUUUGGAUGUUUCUCCCAAGAAGACAGAGAGUAAGCAAGAAGAUAAGUGUCAAAACAAACCAAUGGAGAUCAUUGAUCUCAUUGAUGAUGAAGCUGAAGAUCAAGAAAAGUGCUUCAUUGAUCUCACGACUGCUGAGUAUCACUUAGAGCUAAAGGAACUGAACAAGAGACUUGAAGAAAAGGAGGCUGAAAUACGAGGAAGUGACGAGGAAAAGGUUCAACUAGAAAAGGAGAAAAGAGCUUUGCAGAGAGAGAUUGAAGGUUUAAGACAGAAGCUUGCUAGCGGAUCAUCUGCCACACCAUCUUGCACUUGCAGUAAGAGGUCUAGCUGCAAGACACUAAGGUGCCAAUGCUUAGUUGCAAACUAUUUUUGUGUUGCGUCAUGUGGGUGUUCUUCGGUCAAAUGCUCCAACAGAAGCAGGGAUGAGAGAGUCUUGUAGCUAGUACUUUUUUUUUUUUUAAUCUUGUAAUAUAUAUGGCUUGUAGCCUAUCACAUGGUGAGUGUGAUUUAGGAUGGCCAGUAGUUGUAUUUAAAAAUGGCUAGAGAAGUUAAAAAAAAAAGUAUUUUGAUCAGAGUUAUAUGGUGAGUAGAGACUCCUGAGUUCCUUUCACUCAAGUCUUGUAACAACUUUCUAUCAUUGAAAUGCAACUUACGUUAUAUUA